This is a messenger RNA of Mercenaria mercenaria, 842 nucleotides long. Its product is annotated as mitochondrial import inner membrane translocase subunit Tim9-like. Bases 144 to 431 code for a protein of 95 amino acids. The record is from RefSeq and is a predicted model, not a curated record. NCBI's taxonomy places the organism in Eukaryota, Metazoa, Mollusca, Bivalvia, Venerida, Veneridae. The transcript is spliced from 4 exons.
AACCGUUCCAUUUUCUAUUUUCCAUGUUAUGUUUUCAACUACCCGCCGCCAUGUCUAAACAAAUUCCAUUACCUUGCACAUAAUGUAACGAGCGUCUUCAUUGGCUAUUUCUUCGGAAUUUCCAUUUUAAGUCGUAAAGGAGAAUGGCAGCAAUGCAGCAAGGUAUGCAGACACAGCAACAGGUAGAGGAGAGCAUGAAACCAUUUCGGGAGUUUCUAACCCAGUAUAACAGGAUAACAGAGAAAUGUUUCACAGACUGUGUUUCAGACUUCACAACCAAAAAUAUUUUAAAUUCAGAGAACUCCUGUGCAUUGAACUGUUUAGAGAAAACUUUAAAAACAACUCAAAGAAUAUCAGAAAGAUUUCAAGAACAUCAGAUGUUAAAUGUUGACGACCCAACUGCAGCAGCUAUGCAAACUAUGGGCAAAUGAUGAAUGACCUUACCUAUAGUGUUUUCUAGGAUAACAAAGUGUUUUGGAUGAUAUUAGUGCAUUGGUGUGAAUUGGAGUGCUGCAAAGCAGGAACAAUGACUCAUAUUUGAUGCUGGUUAUAUCUUUCUGGUCCUGAGGUUAUAAAACUAAAUUUGGAGACCAGUCUACAAAAUCCUCUAUCUGAUUGGUUGCCUCUGAGAACAGUUUUCAAACUGACCAAUGUCAAGGCUACAUUUUGAGACUGGUCUUCUAGCUCAAUUUCAUAACCUUGGACCAAUGUUUUUAAAGAAGCAGUCUUGACAGAGCUGACAUUUGUGUAGCUAAUUAUAUAACAAAUGGGAUUUAUAAACAAGGAAAUCAAAUAGUGUUCUGUUUUAAAUGUGAAGUAUAGAUUCAAUAUUGAAUUUGUUU